Molecule: messenger RNA, 582 nt
Organism: Portunus trituberculatus (swimming crab)
Lineage: Eukaryota; Metazoa; Arthropoda; Malacostraca; Decapoda; Portunidae
Product: cell wall protein DAN4-like
Exons: 3
Coding region: 1-582 (193 amino acids)
Source: RefSeq, a predicted model, not a curated record
AUGAACAAUUAUCCUCUCAGCAUCACGUCCUCCUCCCCUGCACCGCCUCCUUCCGGCAGCUCAUCUACCAAGGCUGCGCUCCCCUCACCCUACCUCGGCGCCGCCCACGUCAAGGAGUACUGGCCGGGAAGCAAUGCAGUUCACCUCCUGGAGUAUAGAGGUCUGCCGAGCAUCAGUUGUGCUGCCGCCACCACUAUCACCAUCAUCCAGUCAGUCCCCAAACCCACCAACCCCCACCAGUCCUCCACGCCCACCAAAUUUACCAGUCCCUCCACGCCCACUAACUUUACCCGGUCCUUCCACGCCCACCAACUUUACCCAGUCCCUCCACGCCCACCAACUUUAUCCAGUCUCCAUUCCACACCCACCAGCUUUACUCAGUCCCCUCUCCAUGCCCACCAACUUUACCCAGUCACCACUCCACGCCCACCAACUUCAUCCAGUUCCUCCACGCCUACCAACUUUAUCAGCUUCUCCACGCCCACCAAUUUUACCCAGUCUUUCCACACCCACCAACUUCAUCUAGUACCUCCACACCCACCAACUUCAUCUAGUACCUCCACACCCACCAACUUUGUCUAG